CACCAUCAAUAAAAACAUGCACAUCAGAAUAAAAACAAGUAAAACAUGCAAUACAAAAUAUAACAUAAGUGCAACAUUACCACUCUGAGACAUUUAUAUAUUUCAGAGACUUUUUUCUUCGUUCUCCUCCACCUCUUUAUGUUGUCGCCACCUCCAAACCCACGUUUCCUGUCAUUCCCAUCCACGUUUAUUCUGCAUUUUGUACUCCUUCAGUCACAGGUGAAUAAACGUUCAAAUUUUCGGACUUUUUCCGGGAUGCGUUCUUCAAUCUGUUCUGUGUCUGCCGCUACAUAUCUUUAUACUUUUUUAAUGGGACAACAUUAAUUAUAGAUUCACUCGGAUAAAUACAAUAAAGUUUAUCUCUUACUAAAUGGAAUAUUUACUAAGAAAUCACAAUGUAGCCAUAGAAACAUUACUUGGUAUUUAUGUUCUCUCUGUCAUUCCGUCCUUCCGUCUUCCUUCCUGGUAAACACUGUUCGAGUGAGGCUCAAGGAUCAGUUUCCAAAUGCAAAUGCAUCUCAUUCUACUGCCCCUUUAAAGCAAUUAUACAGCUGUCUGUCAUAAUGUGUGAACAAAAAGUUACAGCAGUCACUAAUUCACAUAAUUUGGUCCUGUGUUUCCUACAGAUGUCAAACAGCUGGUGCUGGUUAAAGAAGAAGCUCCUGGAGAGGACCAGCAAGGCCCACAACACCUCCUCAUAAAGAAGGAACAGGAGCAACUCUGGAUCAGACUGGAGGGAGAGCAGCUCCAUCUGAAGGAGGAGACUGAUGCUGCCAGGUUUCCAUUCACUGUAGUUACUAUAAAGAGUGAGGAUGAUGAAGAGAAACCUCUGAUCUCACAGCUUCAUCAGCAGCAGAUAGAAGACAGAGAUGUUCCAACCAGCAGCUCAGCUGACCAGAUGACAGCAGGAACUGGUGGAGGAGCAGAGAGUAGCAGGAACGCUGAUCUGAACCCUCAUGAACAGACAUCUGAUUCUUCAGAGACUGAAGUUAGUGGAGAUGAUGAAGAGGAUGAUGUAAAUCUGGACUCUGAACUGUCAGACUCUGGGUCUGAAGCAGAAGACAAAGACGGUGACUGGAAUGAGAAGAGGGCUUCUGAGUCGGACGUCAACACUGUUAACAAAUCCUUUAGCUGUCCUGAGUGUGGUGAACAAUUUCUUCACAAGAGGCCUCUCCAGAAACAUGUGAGAGUGUCAGGUCAUUCAGCAACAAGUUCUUCAGGCUAUUUACUUAAAAAGAAAUGUGUUAGAGUGAAGCACCAUGUAGACCCACGUAGGAAAAUCCAGAAAGAACAAAAAUCAUUUAGUUGUGAUGACUGUGGAAAAAUAUUUAGCACAAUAUCACAUUUAAACAGACACAUGAAAGUGCACACGGGACAUAAGCCAUUUGCUUGUGAGGUCUGUGAAAAAAGAUUUAGCCAGAAUACACAUUUAAACAGACAUAUGAGAGUCCACACAGGACAGAAGCCUUUUGCUUGUGUGCUCUGUGGACAAAAAUUUAGCCAUAAGUCGACUUUAAACCGUCACAUGACUGUCCACACCGGACAGAAGCUUUUUACUUGUGAGUUCUGUGGACAAAGAUUUAGCCGAAAGACAAAUUUAAACAUUCACAUGAGAGUCCACACCGGACAGAAGCCUUUUGCAUGUGAGCUUUGUGGACAAAAAUUUAGCCGAAAAACAACUUUAAACAGUCACAUGAGAGUCCACACAGGACUUAAGCAUUUUGCCUGUGAGCUCUGUGGACAAAGAUUUAGUAGAAAGACAACUUUAAAUGCUCACAUCAGAGUCCACACAGGACAGAAGCCCUUUGCCUGUGAGCACUGUGGACAAAGUUUUAGCCAAAGGACAAAUUUAAACACUCACAUGAGAGUCCACACAGGACAUAAGCCUUUUGCUUGUGAGCUUUGUGAACAAAGGUUUACCAGAAAGGCAACUUUAAGUGCUCACAUGAGAGUUCACACAGGACAGAAGCCCUUUGUCUGUGAGCUCUGUGGACAAAGAUUUAGCCAAAAGACUACUUUAAACACACACAUGAGAGUUCACACGGGACAGAAGCCUUUUGCCUGUGAGCUCUGUGGUCAACGAUUUAAACAAAAGACAACUUUACAUAAUCACAUGAAAUUCCACUGAGCCUGAACAAUUUUUUUUUCUGUUGUCAAAAUUGAGAUUUCAAACAACACGAUUAAAUGAUUGUUAAGACUGUGCUUUUUGUAGUGCUCCUGACUGUCCCAUGAUGUCUUGUGGCAACUACAGCAGUAAUAGCAAGUGGGGGUGGGGACAUGGGGUUUGGAGUAGUGCUGCUACGAUUAGUCAAUUUGUCACAAUGAUGUCUACAAACAAAAUAGUUGACAAUAAAUAUAAUAGUCAACAUUUAUUCUAUGAAGCUUUGCUUUUCUCUAUCUUGCCUGUUACAGUAUGACUGCUGCUUUCUGUCUCUCUGCUCAAGGCACAUGUGCAGUAUCAGCCAUCAAGGUCAGCCACUGCUUUCUGUUCGAGGGACAUGUGCAGUAGUGGCCAGCCAAAUCAACUGCUACUUUCUGGUCCAGGCACAUGCACAGUAAUGGCCAUUUGGUUGAGCUGUCACGUCACUGUUAAAAACAAGACAUGGCGAGCCAGCAACUUGGCUCAAAUAUUAUAGAGCAUUUCACAAGUGUGGCAGUGUGAGCGUCCUGUCACUGUGACACGACUGAUCAUGCACCCUGGCUACUUGGCCAAGAGGAUGUCCCUUUGCUUAGUGCGCGACUCUCACCCAGGAGUCUUUGGAUCGAAUCCCGCUCGGGCCCUCGUUUCUCCACCUUGCUACACAAGGAUAAAAGAGAUGCAUGGAAAAUAACCCUAACUCUUUCACGUGAACACAAUGGUGAUGCACGAACCCCUGAACUCAUUUACUGCCAUUGACAACAAAAUUCAUCAUUGUUUUGGACUGCCUGGAGGACAGCAAGCUAUGGUUAGCUCAGAACUACUUGUGUUUCAACAAAAACAAGACAGAAGUAAUUCUGUUUACUCCAUCAAAGACCCUAGGA
Molecule: messenger RNA, 3021 nt
Organism: Nothobranchius furzeri (turquoise killifish)
Lineage: Eukaryota; Metazoa; Chordata; Actinopteri; Cyprinodontiformes; Nothobranchiidae
Product: gastrula zinc finger protein XlCGF57.1-like
Biological process (GO): regulation of transcription by RNA polymerase II
Cellular component (GO): nucleus
Molecular function (GO): RNA polymerase II cis-regulatory region sequence-specific DNA binding; DNA-binding transcription factor activity, RNA polymerase II-specific
Source: RefSeq, a predicted model, not a curated record